Messenger RNA from Phytophthora nicotianae INRA-310, 1848 nucleotides. RefSeq lists its product as hypothetical. The coding region runs from base 303 to 1478 and encodes 391 amino acids. Lineage: Eukaryota; Oomycota; Peronosporomycetes; Peronosporales; Peronosporaceae. The transcript has a single exon. The record is from RefSeq and is a predicted model, not a curated record.
GCCAGAGACGAGGCGGUCGCCCCGCUCAAUCGUCUUGCAUUCACUAUGCCUUACUCAACCCAAGCCACAAUUGAUACGUGGACCACCAUCGUCUUUUAUUGCAGAGUUUUUCUCGUCAAGAAGGCAGCAACAGGAACAGAGAGGAGGCCUUCAUCGCCAGGCGCCUCCCUCCACCCACACCGCGCAGUUCCGCCCCCGACCGGUGGAGUCCAUUCAGCUAACCAGCGCUCCAAUCACACGUGGGUCACCUUGCCAACCUUCUCCUCUAUUUUGGCCUCGAAGCGCACCUUCCCAUCUCUUACAUGUGUUCCUUGGCUUCGUGUGUUGAUUGUGCCGUCCGUAUAAAUAGUGAAGACAGACGCCCCCCACUCGACUCAGACACACCACAGAUCCCGAUUCGUGCGACGAUGGCCAAGUCUCAACAAGCUGCGCGCACGUCCGCCAAGAUCCUGCGCACGAGCGUGAACGCCAUGCGCACUGUCAGCAGCCACGCAGCGUCCAAGGCUUCGGGCCUCGCUGCACACCCGGCGCUGCGCCCCGUACUCAUGAGUGUUCUCAUGUUGUCGCUCUUGACUCUCGCCGUCAUGAGCCUGGGCCACUUUCAGCUCUGGAUGACCGGCGCCGGUCUCUUCAUGGUGGCCAUGAGCAUCGCUAGUGCCGUACAGGAGUUUAAGUUGCCCAAGACCGCACAGUCAUACCAGGACUUUCUUGACCAGGAAAUUGACAAGUGCAGCCCCGACAUGGUCACGCUGCCCCAUCUGUCUCCUGUCAAGAGCAGCGCUGACAAGAAGCAGCAGAAACAGGUUCCCAAGGACGAGGUAUCCUCCAUGGCGCUGAACAUCGCCUCGCCGGCUAUUGUCAACCUGCCAGCCCCUAUGACCCCUAUCCAGCAGGAGAAGCCUAGCCGACGAGAGAGUGAGGACAGCAUUGGAGCUCUAGAGUCCGCUAUGAACACGACGGUUGUGGAGACCUCUGCUCGUCGGAACAGCACUGAAGUUGGUAGUAAGCUCGACGUGCUCCACUGCGGCACGGUCAUUGACAUUCAGGGAUCACAGGGAUUCAUUAUCCCGCACGACCUGUGCGUGGACGCCACGGCAGCAUCCAAGACUGCACGCAGUGACGCUGUGGCUAGACUCCACCCAUCAGAGCAGCACAAGAUGCCGCUAGUUAUUCCGUUUAACCUCAGUGAGGAGGCUCGUCAGGAGAUUGCAGUAGGCAAGACCGUGGAGUUCGCGUACGCAGCGGAUUCUCCAGCGACGAAGCGCGCUCUAAAUGUAACACCAGUACCCACCGACGACGGCAUUAUGAAGAGCCGUUCAGCACUACAGUCCUGCAAGCAGGCACGCGAGGUGUCGUUCGCCCGAGCCAUGGAAGAGUUGACGGUGAUCUCACCACGCAACGUGCCAGUGAAGCACCACGUGGACCUGAUUAAGUACGCUGAGAAGCUUGAUGACCACGAUGCUUCCUUCGACCUGUAAGACGAAAGGAGAAGCAACAUAGGGAUGGCUGACGAGUUCAAACUUGUUUGCAUGUGAAUACCAACAAUUGAAGACCAGCUAAGAGCUGGAUUGAUACAAUACUUUGAGCCUACUGUUUGCACCCGAGCUUAUAUUCGCUACCACAGCAAACAGCAGAGCUUUUUCUGCUUCAUGCUCCUCUACAUUUCACAUCGCAAGCAUACUCGUUCUAGCAAGAUAAAUACGGACGAAUUGCGAGCUCCACCGAGGAGCAUGUUGAAGCCUUUUCUUCCGCGCGAAAAAAGUAGUGUAGGCGCUAACGCUAACCCGUUUCAACUCCCUCUUCUUUUCAUCUUAACCCACUAACACGAUGAUACCUAGUACUACUUGU